Microtus oregoni (creeping vole) is the source of this 393-nucleotide messenger RNA. Its product is annotated as E3 ubiquitin-protein ligase RNF138-like. The coding region runs from base 1 to 393 and encodes 130 amino acids. The record is from RefSeq and is a predicted model, not a curated record. Lineage: Eukaryota; Metazoa; Chordata; Mammalia; Rodentia; Cricetidae. The transcript is spliced from 2 exons.
AUGGCAGAGGCUGAGUCCGCCUCCACACCUUACAUCGAAGAUGAUUUCUACUGUCCGAUCUGUAGAGAAGUUUUCAAGAUACCAGUUCGGGUUGCUGCCUGUCAGCAUGUUUUCUUAAACAGUGAGACAACCACCUCUGAAAAUGCCGAGGCUUAUCUAGAAGACAAUACAAUCCCAUCUGAUCAGCCUUCUUUUCAUUGUCCUCUGUGCAAAGCAAACAUGACCAGACAGUGUUUGCAUUGUAACAGCAACCACAGAGCUCAUAUUGUUCCAGCCAUUUGCCCAAGUUGUCUGUCUCUUCUAUGGGGUGACCCUACUCAACUUGCCAGAAAUUUCAUUAGUCAUCUAAGUGAGAGACAUCAAUUUGAUUAUGGAGAUCUGAUGAAUCUGUAA